Trachymyrmex cornetzi is the source of this 1480-nucleotide messenger RNA. RefSeq names its product caspase-1. Bases 193 to 1248 code for a protein of 351 amino acids. The transcript is spliced from 5 exons. Gene Ontology annotation, biological process: apoptotic process; positive regulation of neuron apoptotic process; proteolysis. NCBI's taxonomy places the organism in Eukaryota, Metazoa, Arthropoda, Insecta, Hymenoptera, Formicidae. Gene Ontology annotation, molecular function: cysteine-type endopeptidase activity. The record is from RefSeq and is a predicted model, not a curated record. Gene Ontology annotation, cellular component: cytoplasm.
CAUUCGACCGUUCUCGCUAGGCACGAAAGUGCUAUAGAUUAUCAAGUAUUAUCGACGAUGCUUUUAUCAGGAGUUUCCUCGAACGAGCACGUCGAUAAGAUAAAUUUGGUGCGCGCGGGACAUGUCGUCUUUUAGCGUGUAGGUGAGAGCAAACGGCAGUAAAUGGAUAAACGCAAAUCGAGAGAUCGUUAGAUGGCAACCACCAGAGGCAACAUGCAGGCGGACGACAAGUACACUCCGCAGCAGGAACAGUGGAACAUUUCAACACCGGACGGAUCGCAACGGAGCGUGCCGGACGGAUGGUCGUUCAGGAAGGCAAAUAAUAUUUCAAGGGAUAUGGUGGAUGCCAUGAAAAAUGUGAAAAUCGGAAAUCUCAAUCCGGACAACGAUGAAUACAAUAUGAAGCAUAAAAGAAGAGGAGUAGCGAUUAUAUUGAACCACGUGCACUUCCAGAACAUGGGAACGCGAGAGGGCUCCGAAAAGGACACCUUGGACCUCAAAACAUCAUUAGACAAACUCGGGUUCGACGUUCAAGUUUACACCGAUCCGACGUUCAAAACAAUAACCAAGGUUUUACAGUCGACCGCUGCGGAAGACCACACGGAUGCCGACUGCCUGAUCGUGGUCGCAAUGUCACACGGCGAAUCGGGUCUAUUGCAUUCGGCCGACAGCAUGUAUCCAGUCGAUGCGCUAUGGAUUCCCUUCACGGGCGAUCAAUGCCUCAGCUUAGCCGGAAAACCAAAGCUGUUCUUCAUUCAGGCAUGUCGCGGGACGCAAUUGGACAAUGGAGUGACAUUUUUUCAUCAGACAGAUAGUAUAAAGAGUAAUACACUCAAAUACAGUAUACCCGCCUAUGCAGACAUCUUGGUCGCGUACUCUACUUACGACGGUUUUUUCUCGUGGCGCAAUCCGGACAGCGGCUCCUGGUUCAUACAAGCACUCUGCGAAGAGCUGGACCUUCACGGACGUAGCCGCGAUCUACUCACCAUAAUGACCUUCGUUAAUCGCCGUGUCGCCAUCGAGUAUCAAUCCUAUGUGCCACAAAACGAGAAAUUUCACGCGAAAAAGCAGAUCCCGUCGAUUGUUUCGAUGUUGACUCGCCUUGUGUACUUUCCCGACAAACACACAUCAAUACCGAACAAUAUUGACGAUGGAUCAAAGGGAAAGAAAACCGAGGUUUAUAAAAGAGAUGCAAAAAAUUUGCUCCUGAAGGAAUUUUUGAACAAUCCUCAAACAAAACCGACUUAAUUUCAGUCAAAUUGUUUUGAUGUAUCCAAACAGUGAUUAUUGAUCGACACAACUCAUCGAACACAUUUGUUACGAUUGAGUUUCGUUGUCCCAUAAAGAAUUUAAGAAUUUAAUAUGUGAAAAGAAGAAAAAAGAACAAAAAUAGAUUGUUUAUACCUACACAGAAAGAACAUCUACAAAGAAAGAAAAUUUUGCUAAAAUAUAAAGUAAUGCCUGACAUGCUAUUUGGUUU